Messenger RNA from Fusarium coffeatum, 4146 nucleotides. RefSeq lists its product as uncharacterized. Gene Ontology annotation, molecular function: protein binding; structural constituent of nuclear pore. The record is from RefSeq and is a predicted model, not a curated record. Gene Ontology annotation, biological process: transcription-dependent tethering of RNA polymerase II gene DNA at nuclear periphery; protein import into nucleus; poly(A)+ mRNA export from nucleus. Gene Ontology annotation, cellular component: nuclear pore outer ring. The transcript is spliced from 4 exons. NCBI's taxonomy places the organism in Eukaryota, Fungi, Ascomycota, Sordariomycetes, Hypocreales, Nectriaceae. The coding region runs from base 1 to 4146 and encodes 1381 amino acids.
AUGUUUUCCCCGUCCUCCGCUCAAGGCGGCCCUGCGACCGCGACUCGUUCACGCCGUCGCCAGCGCCCAGUGAGCUCUGAACGUACAACUCAACAGCCGAAAGCAAAGAGACAGAGACUUCCUCUGACGGAGCAAACUUUUGUGAAUCCUGAAGCUGGACAGGAGAUGAUCGAGGUCAAGGCUGAUACCAAGGUCGCGACUCUACCCGCCAAAAACAAAACCAUCAACAUCGAGCCCCCCGAGCCUGUUAGCCCAGUUUUGCGCAAGGAAUUGAACGUUCGCACAAAAAAGGCAAAGCAUGGCGAUCGCGCCGCUAAUAAAGGCGACGGAAGCCUUGUGCUGACAAGCACAAACGCCUACACAGUUAGCAAGCUACCAGCUUUGCCCGACAGAAUUCGCGCCGACUGGCCAGCCUACCAAACCGCCGACAUCUUCUCUACAGGCUAUGCCCUCUCCCUAACUCAAACACACGCCCUUGUCUGGCCUUACACAUCCACAUCGCAAUCCCCCGAAACCUUUUCUUUUAGCCUUCCAUCGACUACCAGACCGAACGAACCCCUUCCCGUAGGAUGCCUCGUCUCACCAUCCGCGUCAUCGGCAGAGCCCGGCUUGGUUGUUGUAAUGGGAGGUAGUGGGAAAGUUGUGUACUGGGAAUCGAUUGCGAGUGCUGCCACGUUUGUCUUUAUGAAGAAGGACCGCACAGGCGUGGAGUAUACGAUCCCAGGAAUGCACUCAGGCGAGAAAGUUGUGGCUAUCACCAACGCUGAAUCUGCUGGCUUUAUCUUGACCUUCAACUCCGGACGCCUUGCGUACAUGAACGUGCGCGACAGCCAAGGCCGUCCUGCUAUCUCCGUUCAGUUCCUGCGUAAUAACCUGUCACCCGCCACCGGUGGUAUCUUUGGCAGUAUUCGACACGCCUUCCAACACCUGUCUCUCAAAGGAGAUGUUGCAGCUGUCCGAGCAGAUCGGUCUGCACGGACAGGCGAGAGGAACAUUGUGGCUCUUACCAGCAAGGGACGACUUAAUGCUUGGAGGGUUCAUCGCGGAGGUCAUAAUGAAAUCAUUGGCGAUGCAGACGUACGAGAGGAAAUUGUUGCUGCGUUACAGGAGGCCGACCCUGUGUCUCAAGAUUACCCCGAAGAUUCCUUUGAAGCAAUCGACUUUACCUACGUUCCUAAGGGCUUGGAGUCCAAGUACCUGGAGCUGAGCAGGCUGAGUGAUGCUAUGGCUACCGACGAUUCAUCAGUGCAGCACCUCCUCGUUCUCGUUAGCUUGACCCUACGAAGCACUUCUCGCUACGCAUUGGUCGAGGCUAUCCUGACCCCCAGAGAUUGCCAGAUUGGCAUGAUCCGUCCCAUAACAUCAUAUAGUACACCGUUCUCAUCACAACUAUCCGAAGCCUCACGACCGCGCCUAUAUCUUCCUCGACCCGCUCUGGUUGCCUUUGUGGUCUUUGACCGUGCAACUGUCAUUGCUUCUAUCGCCCUCCCACCCCAGUCUCCUGAGUCGCAACUUCAAACCGACAGUCACAUCCUCCCUGCCGCCUUCGAAGAUGUAGUCGACUUCCGAGAAGACGAUCUGCACGAGAUUAUUGGUUCUGGAUUUGAAGAAAUGGCAUCAGUUACUAGCCACGAAGAACAUCGACUUCAUCGACCCAAGACAAAGAACCCUGCUGUCGUCCUCAUGGUUCGAGGAGCUGGCGCAGUGCGAAUCGUGACAACCGAUGUGGAUAAAUUUGCUAGUGACCAACCACCAAAGGUUUCCGCGAAGAGCAAAAUUGAGCAGGCUGUCUUCUUCGGUGUGAAGCAAGACAAUCCUUUGAUCUUCGAUGGACGACAAGACAUCAAGUUUGCCAACGACGAAAUCGCCGAAGCUGCGCUCGAAGUCAGUCACGAAAUUUUGAGCUCUAGUACACCCUUUAUUUCGACACUCCCGGCCUCGCUAGAAGACAACUUGCGAGCUCGAUCAAACGCACUGGAGAGAUUGAUCACACAGCUCAGAGUUAUGGGAGCAGACCUCGACCGCAAGACACGCUGGAAUCUGCUUUACAACGCUGAGAAAAUGCAUGUGGCUACUCUGCUCUGGAAAAGACACGAAGCUUUCACUGCUGCACGGCCGGCAAAUGAUAAAAAGAGUCUUAUCGGCACGAUUGUCGAGUUCAUUCAUCAAGAUCAGAAGCACAACCCCGUCGCUAAGAUUGGCGAGGUUGAUCGAGUUCGGCAUUGGUUUAUUAACGAUGUCUUCCGCCUGGAGCUUUUCGUUGCCUGGGCUUACGAGGUCAUCAAAACAUUAUACAAAGAUCAUCUUCUUGAUGACGCCAAGGUUAAUGUCAUGAUAUACGAAGCGAUACAGGUCUACAAUUGCACCUUUACAGCAGCUCAUGAUUUCCGAAAGAACAGCCUCAGCUCUUACGGUCUUGGUUUCGAGGAACUGCGUUUGGGUAUUCUACGUGAUGGAUACGAAGAUCUUCCCGAGCCCUGGACUGGCUCUCAGUAUGUCGCCAAUAACGCUAAACGUCUUGUCGACCUCUCAGACCAGUGGGUACUCAAGAACCAUGACGCUGGCGAGUCGACCAAGGGAGCAAACCACCCAGAUCCCAAGAUCGUCACCAAGAUUUUUGAGGAGCUCCCUAGUCUUAUCGAUGGUAUGCUCACUUCGGUUCUGGAGUGCGCUCGCUGGUCACAAGUACAGUCUGACCAAAAGGUCAUCUCUCAGCAAUUUGCAAAGGUUUACGCAACUGAUCGUUUCGAGAAGCCUCUUGCCCUGGCGCGCUCUGGUAAAUGGGAAGAAGGUGCUUCAAUUGCCGAGAAGCAUGAAUGUCUCCGUGCCCUUUCUGUCAUUCUGCUUGAUCACAUUCAAAUUCUCGAAGAUCGACUUGGCGAGCCCGGACUGUCCUUAGUGGAAACACAGAAUCUUAAGCGGCUUAGAGACAGUAAGAAGAAUAAGCUGCAGAACAGCUUCUCUACUUAUGGCCAGGCCUUCGCGUUCCCUGCCUACGAGUUCCUCCUUCAAAAACAUGGAGUUGAGGACGUACUGGAAUUCGACCUUGAUAACCAGGGGUAUAAAACGCAGUUCCUGCGUAGUAAGCCUGAGCUAGCGCGCAUCUCGUGGAUCAACGACGUGCAGCAGGAGAAGGAUGUGGGCCACAGUGCCGAUACGCUCAUCAAUUUGGCACUCACCAAGGAACAGCAAGUCUGGAACAAGAAGAUCGAAUUGAGUCUCGGCAAACUGGCUCUUUUGGCCGAGCUUGAAGAGAAAGACAAGGACACCAACCCUAGCGGUCUCAAGGUCAACGCCGAUGAAGUUCGCACAGAGGAAAAAUUGAAGAAGGUCGACAGAGAGUUGGUCGCGAUCAGGAUCCAAGAUCAACUGUACCACCAAGUCCUCCCUAGCACAUAUGAUGCGGUGGACGAUGCGGCCGCACUCAACUUUGCCAUGGAGGUCCACAGCAUGAACAUCCCUCGCCGCCAAAAGGCUCAGCACCAGAUCUUUGAAGAUGGCAUGAAACGUCUCUUGCAACACGAGGCUUUGGAUGCUAUGACGCUCAUCGACCUUCUUACCUUGAUUUAUCUAAAGCCUGAGUCUCGAGCCGAGAUUCCUAAUCCGUUUUGGCUGGCUCUUCUCGUUGCUGAGAGCAGCUGCCAUAGCGACGAAGUUAAGGAAGCCAAGAGGAUGAUUUGGAGGAGGUUGUUUAUUCGCGAUGAUUGGUCGCGCAUUAACGAUACCCAGCUCAAAGACGACCGCGAGGUAGUCGAAAGGUUGGCAGAAACAGAACUCUACUCUAUGAUGACAGACUGUAUUAGCUUUCAAAACCCACGAGAGCCUUUCCGGCCUUUGUCCCCCAAGGAGGCGCUGGGUGCCUUUACUGAGAACCUCGACCGCCGGUUCCGCGACUUCGAGACAUCGUUCCGCACAAAACUGGUUGAUAUUAUGAAGCACGAGGACAAGGUCCUUCAUCAGUUCCUCGAGAAGAACCGUCUUGGCUCAUGGGUCCACAGUACCUUUGAUGCCGCACGGACAGAGCUGGAUAACAACCUUGACACUGCGACCAAGAAUGCCACCAUUGUUGACACAGACAAUGCUAUGGCUGGCUCGAUUUUCGAUACGGACAUGUCAAUGGACACGAGCCCCGGUGUACAAUUUUAG